GACUCCUCUCAGCUGAUCACAGCUGAUUCGUGUCACGUCACUAAAUUAUGUAAUUAAUUAACAAAUAUUGGUAAAUAACGGAUAAUAUAUUAUAUAAUAUAAUAUAUUAAUAUAUAUAAAAAUUUCAUUGUGACAACAUACAUUUGCAUAGAAUGUCUGCGAUAAAUAUAAAAACGCUUAGUCGUGAAAACGUCCUGAAAUUUUUGAAAUCGUUCGACACCGUGUUGACUGAUUGUGAUGGAGUGCUAUGGCUACACAUGACACCUCUGCCGAACUCGUCGAAUGUGAUGAAUCUGUUUCGCAAGUUCGGCAAACAGGUCUUUUACGUGACCAACAACAGUACGAAGACUCGUGACGAUCUGGUGGAGAAAUGCAGGGCUCUGAAAUUCCAGGCGAAUAAGGACGAUAUCUUAUGCACUGCUAAUCUGUCAGCUUGUUAUCUUCAAAGCCUAUCUUGCAAGAAGACCUAUGUUAUAGGUUCUGAAGCAAUCGCAAGAGAAUUGGAGCAAGUCGGUAUCUCAUCUUUUGGAAUAGGGCCGGAUGUAAUUAAUCCGAAUACCCCUUAUUCUACUUUUGAAAAAGAUCCAGAAGUAACUGCGGUUAUAGUUGGUUUGGACGAGCAUUUCAGUUAUCCUAAAAUGGUAAAAGCAGCCACCUAUUUAAAUGACACUAAUGUACAUUUUAUUGGCACUAAUACGGAUGAAAGAUUUCCAGAUUUCUCAAAAGAUGUUGUUAUACCUGGUACAGGAAGUCUAGUCAGAUGCAUAGAAAGCUGCGCAGAGAGAAAAGCGGUAAUUAUGGGCAAACCGGACAAUUACAUGGCUACGAUGUUGAUGGAAAGAUCUAAUAUUGAUCCCCAGCGCACUUUGAUGAUUGGAGAUCGUUGUAACACUGAUAUACUUUUUGGAACUCGUUGCGGUUUUAUAACGCUAUUAGUUCUGACAGGAGUGACUGCCUUGUCGGACGUUGAAAAAUGGAAGCAAUCCGAACAACAAGAAGAACGGGAUCUUGUACCUAAUUAUUAUAUAGAUGCGCUCGGCGAUUUAUUACCAUACUUAAAAGAAUUAGAAUCUGAAAUACCUUAAUUUUGGGAAAUUUAGUCACAAGAAAAAGAAAGUAUGUACACCAAAAUGUAUUUAUAGAUCAAAGAUCCAAUGAUAAUAUAAUUUUUUAGCAAGAGUGCGCUUGGACGUACACAACAAACUGUACACAUAAAUGUAUGUGUAUACAAAAUUAUCCACUAAUGUGGCAAAACAUUCUCAAAGUAUUUCUAUCAAUUGUAUCUAAGUUAUUU
Molecule: messenger RNA, 1294 nt
Organism: Camponotus floridanus (Florida carpenter ant)
Lineage: Eukaryota; Metazoa; Arthropoda; Insecta; Hymenoptera; Formicidae
Product: glycerol-3-phosphate phosphatase
Exons: 5
Coding region: 153-1085 (310 amino acids)
Cellular component (GO): cytoplasm
Molecular function (GO): phosphatase activity
Source: RefSeq, a predicted model, not a curated record